Molecule: messenger RNA, 1769 nt
Organism: Labeo rohita (rohu)
Lineage: Eukaryota; Metazoa; Chordata; Actinopteri; Cypriniformes; Cyprinidae
Gene: c5ar1
Product: complement C5a receptor 1
Exons: 2
Coding region: 157-1224 (355 amino acids)
Biological process (GO): positive regulation of cytosolic calcium ion concentration; complement receptor mediated signaling pathway; inflammatory response
Cellular component (GO): plasma membrane
Molecular function (GO): complement receptor activity; G protein-coupled receptor activity
Source: RefSeq, a predicted model, not a curated record
GCAAAAGUGCUUACACAACAUCGCUAAGGAAAAGGCUUGGCUCACAGCACUUUGCAAUCAUUUCCUGGCUAUAAGGGAUGCAAAAAAAGACGUGCUGAAUCACAUCUGGUGUUGCAGAUCGGCAUAACAUCACAACCAGAAAUUCCGAGAGCUGAAAUGGAAGGAUUUAACCAGACUUAUGACUAUUUUAAUUUUACCAACUGGUGUGAGGGGUCUGAAAACUGCACCCCUUUUGUGCUCCCCACUGAAUCGCCACUGUCCAGGAUAGGCUCCCGGCACUGGAUCGCUCUGGUCUGCUACCUCAUUGUGUUCCUGCUGGGCGUCCCGGGAAAUGGUCUGGUGGUGUGGGUGACUGCGUUUCGAAUGCCCAAAUCUGUGAACGCACAGUGGUUUCUGAAUCUUGCCAUUGCGGAUCUAUUGUGCUGCUUAUCGUUGCCUCUCCUCAUGGUGCCGCUCGCCCAGGACCAGCACUGGCCUUAUGGUGCUUUGGGUUGCAAAGUACUCACCGGUUUAUUGUACAUGACGAUGUACUCCAGCGUUCUGCUCCUGGUCGUAAUCAGCUUGGACCGUUUCCUACUGGUGACCAAACCGGUGUGGUGCCAGAAUCACAGGAAUACGAGGCAGGCCCGCUGCGUCUGCUUGGCCGUCUGGAUACUUGCUCUCCUGGCCAGUUCUCCUCAGUUUGCUAACAUGGAGAUACAUGAAAUGACCAGUACCAAAACAUUGUGCGAUAGCGCAUACAAUGACUUACGUCAUGCAUGGUCUGUAACUCUUACCCGCUUUUUUCUGUCUUUUCUGCUGCCUUUCCUGAUCAUCUGCAUCAGCCAUUGGAAGGUUUACCUCACGACGAGCUCCGGGCGGGGACAAAGAGGCAGCGACAAGUCAGCCCGGACGCUACGCGUCAUCCUGGCAUUGGUGCUCAGCUUCUUCAUGUGCUGGAUUCCUCUGCACAUUGUGGAUAUUCUGAUGUUAAUGAUGCAAAAUUCAUCAGAAAGCUUUCAAGCCAACCUGCGUCUGGCCCACGUGCUGACGCUCUGUUUGGCUUACAUUAACAGCUGUCUGAACCCGCUGCUCUACGUAUGUCUUGGCCGCGGUUUUAAGGAAAAUCUGAUUAGCUCCCUGCGAAGUGUGCUUCACUUCGCAUCUGAGGCACCGCCGCAUCGAGUCAGCUUGACUGCAAACAGUAAGUCAACCACAGACGGGUUCAGAGAGAAGCCUGUAUGAAAUCUUUGCCUGGAGAUAUGGACUGAAAUCCUCCUCUCCAAAUGCCACCCUCUGGAAUCAUCUGUAUGUUUUUCAUCAAAUUUAUCAAUCACAACAACUUUGUCACCAAUUUUGUUCUAUUAUAUUAUAGAUCAUCUUUUGAAACAUCCAUACAUUCUCACACACUCUUUGCAAACACCAAUUCAUAACCAGUUCCUGUUAUAGCUAAUAUAAGCAAAUACAGCAGUGCACUCUUCAUUAUAGGUGUGUUUACAUGCACUAAUUUUCGCCAGUCGGAAUUUGAUUUCAGAUUCUGAAAGUUACGUUUAUGUGAACACUAAAGACUGCAGUACGAUUCACAUAUUCGUUUACAUGCAUAUUACGUCUAUUUUUUUCAUACAGUAUAUGUCAGAAGAGAUAUAGAUAGUACAUUUGUAAAAUUUGGAAAUUAUUCAGUUUCCAGAGUCUUUUUCAGUCUGAUUAGUUUGUAAGAAAUAAUAAUCAUUAAAUAUAUAUAUAUAUAUAUAUAUAUAUAUAUAUAUAUAUAUAUAUAUAUAUAUAAAUAA